CAGCGCUCAGCAGGUCGGGAAGCCGCGUGCGGCGGGUCAGUGCUGCGAGGGGAAUCCAUCCGGCCGGCACCGCCGCCCCGCAGGGUCCUCGCCCCUCUUUUUGCCUCCCGCCGCCGGCGCCGCGGCGCGCAGGGCUCUGCAGAGGCUGCGAUCGACGAAGCAAGGGGGACGCGACGCGCCUGCACCAACCCCGGCUGUCGCUCGCCUGCCCGCGUCCCUCUCUCCCCUCUCCAUUUUCCUCCGGCUGGGAAGGACACCCCCCUCACUCCCCAUCCCGCUCCUCGGUCGCCUCCGGGUGGGGGCUGGAGUGUGAACGGGGAUUCCCACUUCGGGACGAAGCGGGAUCCCUCGCCCGGCGGCAGCAGCAGCAACGAUGACGCGCCUGAGCUGGUGCUUCGCUUCCCUGAUCCGCUGGGGAAAAUACUUCUUCUCGUGCUUCCUGCCCCUGCGAUUCUGCCUGCACCGGGAGCCUGAGGACCUUGAAGCAUCCACAUCCCACACCUUCAAAGUGAAGAGCUUCAAGAAAGUGAAACCAUGUGGGAUAUGUCGUCAGGCUAUUACCCGGGAGGGUAGCACCUGCCGAGGUUGCAAGCUGUCCUGUCACAAGAAAUGUGAAGCCAAGGCUGCCACGCCUUGCAUGCCUGCUGGCAAUCAUGAGCUGCCAUCCACUGAGGAAAGUCCUGCGAAGCACUUAGAAACCCCGGUGUUUGCAAAGUCACCCAAAAUUAUCCAGGCACGACGUAAACCCUCAAGGAGCUUGAGCCUAAACCAGGCCAUGGAGGAUACUUGUGAACUAGACCUGGUGUAUGUCACAGAACGGAUCAUUGCUGUCAACUUUGCAAGUUUGUCGGAGGAGCAGACCUUCUCUAGCAACCUGAAGGAGGUGGCACAGAUGCUGAAAUCCAAGCAUGGGGACAGUUACCUGCUUUUUAACCUGUCAGAGAAGAGGCAUGACAUCAGCAAGCUCCAUUCCAAGGUGCUGGAUUUCGGAUGGCCUGACUUGCACACACCUGCCCUGGAGAAGAUAUGCAGCAUCUGCAAGGCCAUGGAUACGUGGCUCAAUGCUGAUCCUCACAAUGUGGUGGUUCUGCAUAAUAAGGGUAACAGAGGCCGGACAGGAGUAGUUAUUGCUGCGUACAUGCACUACAGCAACAUUUCAGCCAGUGCAGACCAAGCUCUGGACCGGUUUGCCAUGAAGAGGUUCUAUGAGGACAAGGUGAUCCCAGUGGGGCAGCCAUCGCAGAAGAGGUACGUCCACUACUUCAGUGGUCUGCUGUCCGGCACCAUCAAAAUGAACAACAAGCCCCUCUUUUUGCAUCAUGUCAUCAUGCAUGGAAUUCCCAACUUUGAGUCUCAAGGAGGCUGUCGGCCCUUCCUCAAGAUAUACCAAGCUAUGCAGCCUGUCUACACAUCUGGAAUCUACAACGUGCAGGGGGACAGUCAGACCAGCAUCUGCAUCACUAUAGAGCCUGGACUACUCUUAAAGGGAGAUAUCUUGUUGAAAUGCUAUCACAAAGAGUUCCGUAGCCCAACUCGAGAUGUGAUCUUCCGAGUGCAAUUCCACACCUGUGCCAUUCAUGACCUGGCCAUUGUCUUCAAUAAGGAGGACCUGGAUGAUGCCUUUAAAGAUGAGCGUUUUCCAGAGUAUGGGAAGGUGGAGUUCGUGUUCUCCUAUGGACCUGAGAAGAUUCAAGGCAUGGAGCAUCUCGAGAACGGCCCCAGCGUCUCAGUGGACUACAACACCUCUGACCCGCUCAUCCGCCGGGACUCCUAUGAAAACUUCAACAUGCGUCGUGAAGACAGCAUGGAGGAGGUUGGUCACACCCAAGGGCCUCUGGAUGGCAGCCUAUAUGCCAAGGUGAAGAAGAAAGACUCACUUCACGGCAGCACCGGCACCGUCAACACCAACCGCAUCACGCUCUCGGCUGCCCCCAACCACAUUGAGCACACACUCUCUGUUAGCAGUGAUUCGGGCAACUCCACCGCCUCCACCAAGACAGACAAGACUGACGAGCAGGCCGUGCCCACAGUCCCCGGCAGCAGCGGAGGAAGCAACCCUAUACUAACCCCAGAGGAGAAGCGGGAGCUUGACAGCUUGCUCAGCGGCUUUGGCUUGGAGAACGAGGCCGCCAUGCAUAACCACAACCCCAGCGGGGGAGCAGUGGUUGCUUCCACCACCUCAGGCCGCCACAUCGUUCCAGCUCAGGUGCAUGUCAACGGGGAAGCUGCCAGCUUAGUGGCCGAGAGGGAAACAGACAUUCUGGACGACGAGUUGCCCAACCAGGAUGGGCACAGCGUGGGGAGCCUGGGCACCCUCUCGUCAUUUGAUGGCACCACCAACACCAGUGACAUGGGCUACCACGAGGCCCCUCGGAUGGAGAGCCUCAACUCCUUGCCCAAUGGGUCGUCCAACUUCAACGGCAUAGACAAGCUGCACGAUUCAGAGACGGUGAUCAAUGGUGGCUACCCCUACAACAACCAGAACACCUUGCGGAGCAUGAUGGGACGUCACCCCCAGGACCCGUAUGGGCACAUCCGUCCUUCAGUGUCUGCCCAGGAGAAUUUGGCUGACUACUACCAGCAUGGCUUCCCCACUCCUGGCUGGUUGCAACCCCAGCCGCCGGCUGCCAGCCAGCAGUACCCUUACGGCUACGAUCCAAAUGGCAUAUACCGCUCGCAGUCCUUCCCCACAGCGACUGCUGAGAGCCCCCAGCUGCCCCAGGCACCAGCCCGGAGCACGAGUAGCCGGGAAGCUGUCCAGAGGGGACUUAACUCUUGGCAGCAGCAAAGUGGAGGCAGCAGACCACCUUCCCGCCAACAGGAUGGUGCCCGAGACAGCCAAAGUCCCAGUGUUUCCAGUGCAAGCCCUCAGCCCAGCCCUUCACAAGCAGCACCCCCUCAAAGCAUCAGCAUCCCUGAAUUCCCCAGGGUGGCCUCCCAGAAGGAAAUAGAGCAGUCCAUUGAGGCCCUCAACAUGCUCAUGCUUGACCUGGACCCUUCUGUCUCCAUGAUGCACAAGUCCCAGAGUGUCCCGGUGUCUUCCAGAGAAGAUAAGCCACGCCCGGUGGCUCUCUCAGUAUCUGCCCAGCCUGUCACUGGUCCUCAAGUGGUGCAGCCAAAGUCUACCAAUCCUUUUGGCCCUAUUCCAGGAAGCCCUUCCCACAACUCCAUGGGCAUCUCUGUGUCCCAGCUGCCUGACCACCAGGCGCCUAAAGCUCAUCCCACAAAGCUAUUGCUCCACAAUGCUGCAGAGCCAGAGUACCCCGCGCAGGAUGACCAGGAGGCUUAUUUGUCCUAUGGCUAUCCGAACCAGCAAGCCAGGAGCUAUGGCCAGGCUGCAGGAAGCCCUCCCACAUCUCCCAGGCCUCACGCAAUGGCAUAUAAGCUCAUGGAAGCUCAGCAUCCCCUGCUGACAUCACCCCCAUCCCCUGGGAUGACAAUUCAAGCCCAGGUACCAAUAAAGAAUGCGGAGAACAGUGAGGAACCUUCUCGCCCCACAGAGGAAGAGCCUUUGCAUAUUGAAGGUCUGGUGGCCCACAGGGUAGCAGAGUACAACGCCAAACUCCGGGACAUCCGGAAGAGCAUGAAAAGCCCCCAUCCUCCUCUUCACCGACAGCGAUCCUUCUCCUUUUCUGGAUACUUGGCUCUUCUGAAUCCGCCCACCUCUCUCCCUACAGGAGUACAGUCGCCACGGGAGAAGUCACCAGAAGAAGCCGAAGCCCCUGUACGGAGACGUACCACCAGUGAAGGCCAGUAUGAGAACAGUCCCCAGGAUCCUAGUUCACCACGAAGCCCCACAGUUCGUUCUCCAGUUCACUGUGUCUCACCGGAGGUGGUCAGCACCAUCGCAGCCAACCCUGGAGGAAGGCCCAAGGAGCCCCAUCUCCACAGUUACAAAGAGGCCUUUGAAGAGAUGCAGGGGACCUCUCCAAGCAGUCCACCUUCCAGUGGUGGUGAGACCUCUCCCCCAACCCCUGCCUUCCCUGUCUCACCACAAACCCCUUACAGUAACCUACUGCGCUCUCCACCAGGACUGGCUAAAACUCCGCUUUCAGCACUGGGCCUGAAACCUCACAACCCAGCAGAGAUCUUGUUGCAUCAAACAGGAGAACUAGAUGGGGAGACAGUAGUUGAAUCUGAUGAAGAGCCCCGGAGCUAUGUGGAAUCUGUGGCCCGUACAGCAACAAGUGGUGGCAGCGGCAGUUCUGUUGGGAAGCCCCAGGCACCCCUGGCUCCGCAGGCCUAUAACACUGAGACACCAGUGAGGAAUGGAUCUUUCCCCAACUCCUUCAUUUCACCAAGCCCUGUCGCUGCCAGCAGUCCAAUGCACAGCAUGGAUGGGUUCUCUAUAGGUAGCUACCCAUCAGAGAACAAUGCCAGCAUAGCCAUUUCAUCCCAGCCAUCAGCUGAGUCCAGCUUCCAAUCCACCAACCUUUCUCAGGGGCCGUCGGCGAACAGCAGCUACCAAAACACCUCUACAUCAACUCAGGGCCUUCCAGCCUAUAUGAGUGCCGACUUCCCUGAUGGCCGAGUCAACACUCAACAAGAUAGCCACCCAAGGCCUCAAUCCCAAGCCAAUGCAGUUGGGGUCCAUGUCAUGCCUGGAAGCCCCCACUCCCUCCACAGAACGGUAGCCACCAACACUCCCCCUAGCCCAGGAUUUGGGCGAAGAGCUGUCAACGCUAACAUGGGAGGCGUUCCAGGAAGCCCGAGCAUGAGCAGGCACGUAAUGGCUCCGUACGGCAACCUCGUUGCAUCACCUGGGAGUCCAAGCCUGACUCGGCAGCAGCCCAUAAUGGGAGGCAGCACAUCCAUGGUCUCUGGAAGUCCCAACUUAGAUCGGCAUAUCAUAUAUGGAUACUCAGCUCCAGAGGAGAAGCGCCCAACGCUGUCCCGCCAAAGCAGUGCCUCAGGUUAUCAGGCUCCCUCUACCCCAUCUUUUCCUGUCUCCCCGGCCUACUACCAUGGAGUCAGUAGCCCACAUUCCUCGUCCCCUGACUCAGCAGUGUACCGGCAGGGAAGCCCCACCCCAACCCAACCACUGCUCCCUGAAAAGAGAAGGAUGUCAUCAGGGGAUCGGUCAAACAGCCUGCCUAACUACGCCACAGUGAAUGGCAAGACCUCUUCACCCAUCUCCAGUGGCAUGUCCAGUCCCAGCAGUGGGAGUGGCAUGGCCUUCCAUCAUACUCUCCCUGAUUUCUCCAAGUUCUCAAUGCCAGACAGCAGCCCUGAGACCAGAGCUAACGUGAAGUUUGUCCAGGAUACCUCCAAGUACUGGUACAAACCAGAGAUCUCCAGGGAGCAAGCCAUUGCACUGCUGAAAGACAAGGAACCUGGGGCUUUUAUCAUUCGAGACAGCCACUCCUUCCGAGGAGCCUAUGGAUUGGCCAUGAAAGUUGCUUCUCCGCCUCCUGGUAUUUUGCAACAGAGCAAGAAAGGAGAUCUCACCAAUGAGCUGGUUAGGCACUUCCUGAUAGAAACCAGCCCUAAAGGUGUGAAACUAAAAGGAUGCCCCAAUGAACCAAAUUUUGGUUGCUUGUCAGCUCUCGUGUACCAGCACUCCAUCAUGCCUCUGGCCUUGCCCUGCAAGCUGGUCAUUCCCGAUCGAGAUCCCAUGGAUGAAACAAAAGAGACAACCACAUCGAGCAACUCAGCAACAGACUUGCUCAAACAGGGAGCAGCCUGCAAUGUGCUCUUUAUCAACUCGGUGGAGAUGGAAUCAUUAACAGGGCCACAGGCCAUUGCCAAAGCUAUCACUGAGACACUGGCCGCUGACACCCCACCAUCUGCUACUAUUGUCCAUUUCAAAGUCUCAACGCAAGGAAUCACCUUAACAGACAACCAGAGGAAACUGUUCUUCAGACGACAUUACCCCAUCAUCAGUGUCACCUUCUGUGAUGUGGACCCACAGGAGAGAAAGUGGACUAAGUCAGACAGUGGUGGUGCUGCAAAACUCUUUGGCUUUGUGGCCAGGAAACAAGGCAGUACAACAGACAACGUCUGCCACCUCUUUGCUGAGCUGGACCCCGACCAACCAGCUGCCGCCAUUGUCAACUUUGUCUCCAGGGUCAUGCUCGGCUCCUCUCAGAAGAGAUGAACCGAUGCCUUCCCCCUGAAGGGGGCUUCUUGCCCUUGAAUUUUGAAGAAGGACUUGGAGUUGUUCCGAGAAGGAGUGCGAGGAAGUGCAUUGCAAAAGAGGGAAGUGAACCAAUUUUAGGGGGCGGGGGGAGAGAGGGAGAUUGGGGGAAGGUCUGAAUUGCUGAAAAGCCCAAACCAAGCAAACGUACGUACAUAGUAGAAACCAAGGAACCGACAUCGUCGCCUUUCCCUGCCAAGUUCAAGAGGUGGAGACAAUUUUGGCUUUUUGGAUCAGCAUGAAAUCAGAGAAUUCAGCCCCACAGGCCAAAGCACGGAUCUUAUUUACCUUUGUGGGGUAGGACUAUAUAGUAGUUGCUUGUUUAGAAAAUAAGGCAAACUUUAAAAAAAUCAUGAAUACGUGAGCUGCAGGAAUCACAUUGAGAGACAUGCCGAACAAGCAAUCAUUGGUACCCAUUUCUGAAAGUAAUUGCUCCCAACUCUUCAACUGCUGAAUGUAUGGAGCGUGUGUGCGUGUGCCUGUGUGUGCGCAUUUGUGUAGUGUGCACCUGUUGCAAUACAUAUCUGUGGAAAUCUGCAGUGUUAAGAUCAUGACUUUGCUGAAUGAUGUGAUGGUUAUUCAGAACGGUUGACCCCUGCAUUCUCCCCCUCCUCUAGGAACAUUGGCCUCCAUUACUCCAGCUGGAGGAGAAGCCUCAUGAGGAGUAGCGCCUGAUCUACUACAGAGGCAGGAAGUCCACACCUCAUACAUGUGCACAGUGCAUGUGCACACAUAAUUUGUAUACCAGAGUUGCAGGGAGUAUUCCCCUAGCUAAGUUUAAGGAGCAUGCUAGCCACAUCAUAAUUAUAUCUUCUGGUUUCUAUGCAAUGAGACCUAUGGUAGGUCAUUUGAACAGGGAAUCUGUCCUAUGAUCCCCUUGCCCCUAAAAAAAUUAAAUACCAGCAGUUUGGGAAUGCCAUUCCUUUCCUGUCCAGGCUUACCCCUUCUCGGUAGGCAUGCACGUCAUUUUGUAUCUUGCAUGGAAAUUAUUCAAUUGCGCAAAGGCAAGAUGAAUGAUCCAGUAAUGGGGAGAGGGGGAUCUUGUUUUGAAGCCACUAGGAAUAAUGAUGUAAGGAGAGCCAACUUGGUGUGAGCUUUGGCUUAAGCACAGCCAUAGUUGAUUAAUCUGUAUCCAUUUGAGCUCAACAAUUAAUAUGUAGCAAAAUUCAUUAUUUUGCCUCUCCAGGCUUUGUGUUUGCUUCUGGAGGCAUCAGAUCUUGCACCGACACACUAGUUGACACUUGGCAGUGUUGUCCUCAACUGACAUUUGUUGUGGAAAGGGAGGCAGUUUCUACCUUGCAAAUCUUUUUUGUGCAGAGCCGCUACAUAUCCAUUUUCACAGUGAAUGAGGUAGGUUUGUAGCAGCAGCCAUGGAGGAACUAUGCAUUUUUCUGCCAACAUCACAAAUUAGUCUUUUUACUAGCAUGACUUCUGUCACUCCUAAUGGGGGGCCUGUGGAAGUGCUGCCUAUUAACUAAUGGCUCUGGGUAUCUUUGUCAAGGAAAGGUUGACUUGUCAGGAGACGUCUGCUUUGUUGUGGAAGUAUCCUUCUGUUGUGUAGGGUUCUCACAUCAUCUGCACUGGCAAAUCCCAGACAUGAACACUUGUGCUGAAUGGACAAAGAGAUGUUCCCAUGUGUCAAAUCCUAUGGGUUUAUUGUGAAUUCUUCAACCUCUACUUAGGCUAGAGUCAAGGCCCUGCUGAAAGCAAGUCACUUUUGGCUUGCUGUGUCAGCUGGUCCAACGGGGAUUGGUCAAAGACUUAUGAAGAGACUAGCAUGCAUGACAACAACUUGAGUCAACAGAUAAGGAGCAUGUGGGCAGUAAGCCCUUCACACCCUCCUCUGUUGAUAACACGCAACAGGACUCAUAACACACAGUGUGGGUUGGGUUGGGCUGAGACCUCCCAUUUAAAACAAUGGAGGAAAAGUCUGUUCCCCUAAAAUGCCAUCUGGGUUCCUGAAUUAGCAGGGGAAGAUCUUUAGGGACAGGGUGUGUGUUGAUGAAGCACUUCAGCAUGAAGCCAUGCAACAUUCACUAAAAAGUCAAAAUACAAACUCCAAGUCAUGCAGUCACCUAAAUUCCCCUAGAGAGUGUGGCUCUCUCAUUGCCUUGAUAUAAUAUAUAUAUGUAUGUAUGUAUGUAUGUAUGUAUGUAUGUAUGUAUGAAAUAUACUGACGAAAUAAUGUAAGCUAAUCAAAAAAAUUUGAAGUGAAAUUUACACAAAAAGUAUUUAUUUUUGCCAUAUUGCUUUUAUCUAUCUUUUACCUCCUCUGAUAUUUUCAUCUUCCUACAUUCCCCCCUCCUCCCUGUCCAUGUUAUAGACUCUUGUAUGUAUAACUUAGUACAAAGUGCUUAUUUGGUUAGUAUUAUUGACAUGGGCAAGAUUUCAAAAGAUGUCCAUCCCUCUCCACCCCAGCCCCAUAAGAGCAAUGUAUUUUGAUAUCAUGCCACAGGGCAGUGCAACAAUACAGCCUUUCUCAUCCCCACCUCCUCAUUUUUAGAAAUGAGCAAGUGAGCAUGUAUAAAUUUUGUACUUCGUUGCUGAGUGACGCAAAGGUUAGAGGUGUGCGUAUGUGUGAAAGUGUGUGAAGAGAGACUUAUUUCUGGAUACUGUAUAAAGCAUGAGUUUUGCAUCCAAGGACUGUUGUUGAGAUGGUUCCUUGGAUGGAGUGGGAGCAUCAGUUAUUGGUGUCAUCGUCCAGGCUCUGCCCCACCCGCAUCCAGAUGGGAUGCCAGAGACUGCGAUAGCUUAUUCUCUUCUAGGUUACAAAUAUUUCCUCCUUCUGCAAAAUUCAAGCAAGAUGAUUCCCCCUCCCUCACCUGCAACUGUCUCACCCUGCCAUUAACCAAUUAGAGAAACACUGUGUCUAUAGAUAUAUAUAUAAAUAUUAUAAAUAUAUAUAUUUUUUGAAAGUCUCUAUUUUUCAGACUUCAUUUUUUCACUGCUUUCAAAAAAUUAAAAUUUGCAAUCUCA
This is a messenger RNA of Podarcis raffonei (Aeolian wall lizard), 9112 nucleotides long. It is a transcript of the gene TNS1, whose product is annotated as tensin 1. Gene Ontology annotation, molecular function: protein binding. Bases 374 to 6097 code for a protein of 1907 amino acids. NCBI's taxonomy places the organism in Eukaryota, Metazoa, Chordata, Lepidosauria, Squamata, Lacertidae. Gene Ontology annotation, biological process: fibroblast migration. The transcript has 35 exons. The record is from RefSeq and is a predicted model, not a curated record.